CGAAAUGUGUCUCGGUAUGAUUUGUUUUCAGGUUUCAGUGCGGUGUUGGUGUGCCGUGAUUUGGCGGUAGCGAGUAUAGCGCAACCUAAGCCAGUCCGUCGGUCGGCCAUCGCUCGCACACUCGUUCGGCGCGCAACGCACUGCGUCCGCCCGCCCAAAUCACGCGAUUUUCUUAAAACUUAUAAUAAAUUCUAAAAAAAAAAGUUGUUUACGUGUGGACUGUUUUUUUUAUCUGUGACACAACAAGGAUGCCCGCUAUGUAAAGCUUCAUGGACUUUUGAGCUGAAUUGGAAAGCCUAAAUUUAUAAAAAGUGGUGGCCCGCACGACGGAUGAUGACGAGCUGCACGACGGCAGCGGCGAUGUCGCGCUGACCGGCUACCCGUUCGUCAUGAACGACCUGUAUGUGGACGCGCGCAGGAUGCAACUCUACUCCCACCCGCAUAUGCACCCGACGGAGCUGACGGUGCAGGCCGUGUCGUCGCACGAGCUGCUGAAGCCUAAAGACGAGCCGUCUUACACCCUGGCGCCGAGCUCCACGCUUUGCUCGGUGGAACUUCAUCACCCAGGUUCUUCCCCGUACGAAAAUCGGCUAUGUCUUCAAGACAACAAUGGCCCGGACACAUCGAAUUCUCAAAGCGUGAAGGGCGACGAGGAGCUGUCCAGAGUUUACCAAACUUUGAACAUGCAACCACUCUCGAGAGAAGAAAACACCAGUUCUAAUAACAGUAGCGAAACUAAAAGCAAGUCAAAAUCUGCGACUCCGGCCAGCCCCGGGCGCUCGGAGAUGAAGCCCCAGUCAACCACCACCUCGCAGGCCCUCACCAAGCCCCCCUACUCCUACGUCGCCCUCAUCACCAUGGCCAUCCACAACAGCCAGUCUAAGCGUGCCACGCUUAGCGAGAUAUACGCAUACAUCAUCAAAGAGUUCCCUUUCUUCGAACAGAAGAAGAAAGGCUGGCAGAACUCCAUCCGGCACAACUUGAGUCUCAACGAUUGCUUUAUCAAGAUUCCAAGAGAAGGGGGGGGCGAGAGGAAAGGCAAUUACUGGACUCUUGAUCCCCACUGCGGUGACAUGUUUGAGAACGGGAACUACCGUCGCCGACGCAGGAUGAAGCGGCCGUCGAGGGCCACUCCGUACUCCAAGUCGAUAUUCGGGGACGCGUACCAUGUAUCCCACGUGGCUCAGCAUGUGCCUCCCCAUAUGCAACCUCUUCCGUUGGGCGGGAGAAACUACUUUGGAGCUACGUCUCCUUAUCCGCCGUCUUACCCGAGAUAUGACACGGCAUGGUUGUCUCCGUCCAGUGCCGGCCUGGGCUACGGCGGCGCGUGCGGCGGCGUGGGCCGCAGCCCGCCCGGCUGCUCGCCGCACACCGCGCUGCCGCACCAGUCCUCGCCAGUGCCGCUCAACCCGUUCGCAUCGCAUCAGCUUCAGGGUCAGAUACAGAGUCCCUUGCAACCGAUGCAGUCGAUGCCAAUGAACUACAACACUAUAGGAGGUGUUACUUCUUUGGACGGUUCUCCAAGCCCCGGGCCAGGCUACGCGCACUCCUCAGGCGGGUUCUCACCGGGCCGACACCAUGACGUCGUCACCUCGUCUGACGCCGUCACCAGAUUCCCCUUUUGGACAGAUGGUGGAUCCCCGAGCCCUAACCCAGGCUACGUGCCGUCGAGCAACUACUCGCCCACGCGACGACACGAGGCCGUCACGUCUUCCGACGCGGCCUCCCGCUUUUCGUUCUGGCCUGAAGCCGUCGGUGUCAAAGAGGAAGCGUCGACGACUCUCAUCACCAACGCCGCGCCCUACUCCAAAUGUUUCAUGUGAGAUCACAGC
Molecule: messenger RNA, 1832 nt
Organism: Cydia amplana
Lineage: Eukaryota; Metazoa; Arthropoda; Insecta; Lepidoptera; Tortricidae
Product: forkhead box protein L2-like
Exons: 11
Coding region: 390-1823 (477 amino acids)
Biological process (GO): regulation of transcription by RNA polymerase II; cell differentiation; anatomical structure morphogenesis
Molecular function (GO): RNA polymerase II cis-regulatory region sequence-specific DNA binding; DNA-binding transcription factor activity, RNA polymerase II-specific
Source: RefSeq, a predicted model, not a curated record